Molecule: messenger RNA, 402 nt
Organism: Trichoderma breve
Lineage: Eukaryota; Fungi; Ascomycota; Sordariomycetes; Hypocreales; Hypocreaceae
Exons: 2
Coding region: 1-402 (133 amino acids)
Cellular component (GO): fungal-type vacuole membrane; vacuolar transporter chaperone complex
Source: RefSeq, a predicted model, not a curated record
AUGUCUUCCCAGCCUCUCCUCCAAACCGCUCCCGGCAAGCGCAUUGCCCUCCCUACUCGCGUCGAGCCCAAGGUCUUCUUCGCCAACGAGCGUACGUUCCUGUCAUGGCUCAACUUUACCGUCAUCCUCGGUGCCCUAGCCAUCGGAAUGCUUAACUUUGGCGACCGAGUGUCUUUCAUCUCCGCCUUCCUCUUUACCGGCGUGGCCAUGUUGACCAUGAUUUACGCCCUGGUCACAUACCACUGGAGAGCAAAGUCUAUACGAGUGAGGGGGCAGGCUGGUUUCGACGACCGAUUCGGUCCCACUUUCUUGGCCAUCAUUCUGCUUUUGGCCGUCAUCGUCAACUUCGUCCUCAGGAUUAUGGACCAGUCCAAGAAGCAGAAGGAUCAGCCCGUGUACUAA